AAGUUAAAGAGGACACUUUGUCACAGACCCUCAGGAAUCUCUCUUGGAUCACGUUUCAACCUCCGGGGAAACCAUGAGCACGCUGCUGCCUCUUUGCUGCUGGUACUCCUGGCUGCUGUUAUUUUAUUGUAAUUUUCAGGUGCACGGAGCCUACUCCAGGUCACAAGACCAUCCAGGGUUUGAGGUCUUGGCUUCAGCUUCCCAUUACUGGCCAUUGGAAAAUGUGGACGGGAUUCAUGAGCUUCAGGAUGCAAGUGAAGAGAUGGUAGAAGGGAAGGUCAACAAAGGCGUUUACUUCAAAGAGAGAAAGGGGGUCACGGUCCUCUAUUACGACAGGGACAAGGCUUCCUGCAUUAGCAAUCCAGCGCAGUGUGGCCCUGAAGGGGUGACAUUUUCUUUUUUCUGGAAGACACAAGGAGAACAGUCCAGACCAAUCCCUUCUGCUUAUGGGGGACAGGUCAUUUCCGACGGGUUCAAAGUUUGCUCCAGUGGCGGCAAAGGCUCUGUGGAACUGUACACACGUGAUAAUUCAAUGACGUGGGAGGCCACCUUCAACCCACCAGGUCCCUACUGGACUCAUGUCCUGUUCACAUGGAAAUCUAAGGAGGGUCUGAAAGUUUACAUCAAUGGGACCCUGAGCACCUCUGAUCCAAGUGGAAAAGUGUCUCAUGCCUACGGGGAGCCCAAUGUCAACCUGGUGAUAGGAUCUGAGCAGGACCAGACCAAGCGUUAUGAGAACAGAGCUUUUGAUGAGUUCAUCAUCUGGGAGCGGGCCCUGACUCCGGAUGAGAUUGCGAUGUACUUCACAGCUGCCACUGGAAAGCAUGUUUUGUGGACUUCAACACCGUCAAGCUUCCUCAUGACACCCACAGCAAACACCAUGACACCCACAGAUGCUUACCAUCCCAUCAUAACCAACCUGACAGAGGAGAGAAAAAACUUCCAAAGCCCUGGGAUUGUACUGAAUUACCUUCAAAAUAUGUCCCUCAGCUUACCCAAUAAGUCCCUCUCAGCAGAAACUGCAUCGAAUCUCACCAAGACCUUGUUGAAAACUGUGGGAGAGGUUCUUCUGCUGCCCAGUUGGACUGAUAUGUCAGAG
Molecule: messenger RNA, 1099 nt
Organism: Galeopterus variegatus (Sunda flying lemur)
Lineage: Eukaryota; Metazoa; Chordata; Mammalia; Dermoptera; Cynocephalidae
Product: probable G-protein coupled receptor 133
Exons: 9
Source: RefSeq, a predicted model, not a curated record